AUGAGUGAUAAUGAAGUCCCAAGUACUGCCUACAAAUCCCAGUUGUCAGGUGCAUCACUUGGAGAGAAGAAGAUAACAUUUGAGAAGAAAUCCUCGUGUGGCUACUUUCAUGAAAAGCUGUUAGAAAGCUACCCAAAACUAAAGGAAGGAGGGGGUUACGAGCUGAUGCGUACAAAGUUCAGAUCAACCAGCAAAUUGGAAAUUUUGCAACCUAAAGGGAAUGGUGGGCAUAAUGUGUUAGACCUUAAAGAAAUGGUGUCAUCAGCUAAAAUCUAUGUUCGACCCCUUCAAAAAGAUUUAAGUCUUGAGCAA
Messenger RNA from Porites lobata, 312 nucleotides. The record is from the annotation of a GenBank genome assembly. Lineage: Eukaryota; Metazoa; Cnidaria; Anthozoa; Scleractinia; Poritidae.